AUGUCUAUCCCGCAACGCAUCGCGCCCUCUGCGCAAGUCCUCAGAGACUUCUACCUCGGCAAGGAUGUGCACGACGUCCCGAAGCCAGCAGCGGUCUUGGACGUGGCCAAGAUUCGGAGGCAUUGCCAGUCGAUGCUGGACGCCGUAGAGUCGCUCGGAGUGGGGUUCCGGGCUCAUGUAAAGACUCACAAGACAAAGGAAGUCGCCCGUCUUCAGGCCGGAGAAAAGUCCCAAGAGGUCAACUUCAUCGUCUCUACUGUGGCGGAGAUCGAGCACCUGCUGCCGGUCUUUGACGACUUCAAGCAGGCCGGCCGACGUGUCAACGUGCUCUACGGAGUCCCGCUCCUCGGGUCCCAGGUCGUCCGACUAGCGGCCUUGAGCAAGCACCUCGGACACAACGGCCUCGCAGUCAUCGUCGACCACCCGUCGCAGCUCGAGUCCGUCGGCCGUCUGCAGGAACUCGGCGGUUUCCCCGUCGGCGUGUUUCUGAAAGUGGACACAGGCUACCACCGGGCAGGUCUGCCGGCGGCGGCGCUCAACAAGGGAGGGCUGCUGGCACAGCUCGUCCAGCUCGAUGCCGAGGGCCGGGCGACCCUUUUGGGGCUGUACUCCCACAGCAGCCUGAGCUACAAAGACACGACGGCCGACCAGGCGAUGCACAACCUGGCCGACGAGAUCGAGGGCUGCCUCGAGGCCCUGCACGCCCACGCGGACCUCCUCCUGAGCCGAGGCCCGAGAGAGAUCACCGUCAGCGUCGGCGCGUCCCCGCAGGUCACUUCCAUCGAGAACCUGACGGCGCGCGCGGAAGGGGGACCGGGCGAGCACCGCCUGCGCGCGGCGAUUAGCAGCAUGACCAUGGCCGGGGCCGAGGCGCGGGAGGGGUUGAGGCCGAAGCUCGAGCUACACGCCGGCGUGUACUCGGUCCUCGACAUGCAGCAAGUGUCCACCCGCUCGAGGACGAGCCUCGGCGGCUACGAGGACGAAGUGGCCAUCACCGUGGCCGCCGAGGUCUGCAGCGUCUACAACGACGGCGAGCGGGCGCAGCCCGAGGUCCUGGUUGCCGUCGGCACGCUGGGCCUGGGGAGGGAACCAUGCCCGUCGUACAGCGGCUGGGGCGUCACCGGCCACCGGCCGUUCCCUGGACGCGAAGAGGGUCGGAGGCUCGUCGUGGAGAGGAUCAGCCAGGAGCAUUCCGUCCUCUCGUGGGAUUCGGGCUCGGGGGAGGAGGAGGGGCCCGGUCUGCCGCCGAUUCCGCUGGAGGUCGGGCAGACGGUCGACAUCUACCCCAACCAUGCGUGCGUAACGGGGGCUUUAUACGGGUGGUACCUCGUAGUGGACUCAAGCCGGCCCGACAAAAGGCAGAUUGUGGACGUCUGGGUCCGGGGAUCUGGGUGGUGA
Molecule: messenger RNA, 1398 nt
Organism: Colletotrichum higginsianum IMI 349063
Lineage: Eukaryota; Fungi; Ascomycota; Sordariomycetes; Glomerellales; Glomerellaceae
Product: Alanine racemase domain protein
Exons: 2
Coding region: 1-1398 (465 amino acids)
Biological process (GO): D-serine catabolic process
Molecular function (GO): D-serine ammonia-lyase activity
Source: RefSeq, a predicted model, not a curated record